Messenger RNA from Erigeron canadensis, 1040 nucleotides. RefSeq lists its product as uncharacterized. Gene Ontology annotation, molecular function: protein binding. Gene Ontology annotation, biological process: autophagy of mitochondrion; peroxisome fission; mitochondrial fission. Bases 32 to 784 code for a protein of 250 amino acids. The transcript is spliced from 9 exons. NCBI's taxonomy places the organism in Eukaryota, Viridiplantae, Streptophyta, Magnoliopsida, Asterales, Asteraceae. Gene Ontology annotation, cellular component: peroxisomal membrane; mitochondrial outer membrane. The record is from RefSeq and is a predicted model, not a curated record.
UUUUAUAACGAAGGUUUUUGGAAAAAACAUCAUGGAUGAGAAUAUCAAGCGUUUGAUAAGGCCCGUGGUAGUUUUCACUACCGGCUUCGACGAAUAUUAUCCUCCGCUCAGCGCUCCCUUUCUUCUUGAAUAUCAACACAUAUAUGAUGCUUGUUCUGGUGAACGAAAGAAUAAGCUUCGGCGGCGCUUAAUAUCGUUUCUUGUUCGCUCAUUUGACCCUGAAGAUGUACAAUGUGCGCUACUUUUGCUUCAAGGUUCAUUGCUCAUCACCAGUAACCCGUGGAAAAAGAAAAAAGUGAUGUAUCAACUUGCCGUUUUGUAUUAUAAAAGUGGAGACUACUUGAAGAGCAUGGACCUUGUUAAUCGCUGCUUGGUGAUUGCACCUGAAUGUUACAAGGCAAAUAGUCUCAAGUUGAUACUGGAAUCUCGUAUUAAUCAAGAAAGAUUAAAGGGCAUGUUAGGCAUUGCUUCAAUGAUACUUGGUGUUGGCAUUGGUGUAGUUGGACCGACUAGCCUACUUGCAUUUUCAUGGGUCACUGAGGCGAUAACAUCGAUCAAAGACCAUCUUAAGAAAGUUGUGGAUGCUACAGUGGCCGACUCUAGAAACCCCUUGCAAUUGAAAGAAGAGAUUUAUUUAGUUGGUCUUCGAUAUUAUAAAAGGGGGAACUAUUCAAGGAGUAGACUCGUCAUUGAUUGUUGCUUGGAGAUUGACCCUCAAUGGGAACCGGCAUUACUUCUCAAGAACUCAAUUGAAUCUAAAUGGUGCCCAAAAGCAUACCCAUAGAAAUCAUUAUAAGUUUAUAGAAGUUGUCUACUUGAAUUCGUGCUCAUUCAUGUGGUGGUGGAGAGGAAUGUAUUGUGGACUUUCAUCUGGGCUUUUGUCCAUGUAGUGGAUCUUUUCACUAAAUAUAUGUAGAUAUAUUUAGCUUAUUCACAAAUUAGUAUUAGUGGCCAAUUAAACUCAAACUUGAUUUUACAUGUUUUGUAAAUUUUACAUAUCUAUCUUUACCAUAACAUGAUGACCAUCAUCUUCCUUCACA